Nematostella vectensis (starlet sea anemone) is the source of this 17812-nucleotide messenger RNA. RefSeq names its product E3 ubiquitin-protein ligase rnf213-alpha-like. Gene Ontology annotation, molecular function: ATP hydrolysis activity; ubiquitin-protein transferase activity. The transcript has 87 exons. NCBI's taxonomy places the organism in Eukaryota, Metazoa, Cnidaria, Anthozoa, Actiniaria, Edwardsiidae. The record is from RefSeq and is a predicted model, not a curated record. Bases 159 to 17084 code for a protein of 5641 amino acids.
CAGAGCGCGAGCAUUUCCGGUAGGGGCAUUUUUUGCAAUUUCUUGGAAAUAGCUAGCUUUUGAGGUUGGAAAUAGAAGUCAUUGCAUUUGAGUCGUAGAGCCUUUUGACUAAAGACAUGGAAAGCUUACGCUGAUCUACAUAAGACAAAAUCGUCGAGAUGAAAUGCCCGAAUCCUAUUUGUGACCCACCGGAGUUUGUCAAAUCUCUGUUUGAAGCAGGAGUCGGACUCUAUUUCUGUCCCGCGUGUGGCGUUCCUCUCAAAGAUCAAUGCAGCAAAUCGGAAACAGAAUUAACUAAUGCCUCUACCACAGUGUCCCCAAACGACCAGUUGCCCCCUAAGCAAACAACUGAGGCCCGGUAUGCACCUGGUCCAGACAGUCCAACCCCUAGCCAGUCUACCCAAUCAUCGCAUGUAACUGUACAUGUGACUGUAACCAAAACCGCUGAAUUACAGACCCCAAUACCCAUCACACCUGCCCUUCUUGGAGUUUCCUCACACGGCUACAACAAUUCUUCAUUGCAUCCUUUGUCACCAGAAUCUCAGCAUCUGGCAGAAAUAGGGCAGAGUUCUGCAGAGGUGUUGCCUUGCACUGGAAACAAUGAAGCUCAAAGACUGAAAGAGGGUAGCUUGAAAGGAGAGGCUUUGGCUUCACAUGACCAUGUGGUUGCUGACAAGCAAGGGCCCAAGGCCUUUGUUCAUGAGAAGUUUCAAGAGAACCAGGGUGAAGUCUAUCAGAAGGUUCCUACUGAACAUGAUGAAGAGCCAUACAAAGAACUUGAGAAAGAAACGACUUGUGUCAGUGUUUCCAAGUCAAGUGAAAAGGAGAAGACAUUUGCAGCCCCUAAGAUACAGGAAUCAGAAAAACUUCUUGUGCAAUCUCAUCAAGCAGCAUCUGUUUAUUCUGCAGAUGGAACUGUCAUGUUGGGAAGAGAAAUUAAAACUCCACCAGGGUACAAUGUAGGGAACAAAGAAUACACUCUUACUUCAGGAAAUCUUCAAGAGAACAUCCCAGAUCUAAGAAAUGACCAAGAGAGCACCAAAUUUCCUAACAGUGAACAAGAGAUCAUAGAAUCAUCUGGUAAGCAGGGUGACACAACAUUUCCUAAACAUGAGCAAGAGAUCAAAGAAUCAUCUGGUAAGAAAGAGAAUACUGCAUUUCCUAAACAUGAGCAAGAGAUCACAGAAUCAUCUGAUAAGCAAGAGAACACUGCAUUUCCGAAACAUGGGCAAGAGAUCACAGAAUCAUUAGGAAAUAAGCAAGAGAAGAACACAUCCCCUAGACAUGAUCAAGAGAAUGUUCCUCAAAGUCUCACCAAUAAAACUGUAACUCUUUCACUUGAGCUAGAGAACACCACAUCUCCUGGACAAAAACCCGACAACUCCAUACUUAAAAACCACCAAAAAAAGUCAAGUAUUCCCUUGCAAGACAAUCAGAAAGACUCUGAGGUAGUAAAGGCAACAGCCACAGGGGAUGCAUCUCAUAGCCAUGAAAAAUCUGACCAAGUAUCAUCUGACACAGCACUUGCCGAUGUAAAAUCUGAUGUUAACAUACAACUGGAAGAUGGUGAGAGUGGCGCAUCAUCGAAAAAGGGAAUGACUAAACACGAGAAAAAGAAGGCCAAACGGGCACAGAAAAAACGUGAGAAUCAAGAAGCAAAGCGUCAGAAGAAUGCUGCUAAAAUAAAAGCAAAACAGGAAAAAGGAGCAAGUAAUGAGGAACAGAAAGCUUCUAAUCUACAACAAAACUUCGUUGAAGAUCAAAAGAUGGAAGAUGAAGCGGUCUCUAAAGAAAAUGCAACAAUUCCCCCACCGCCACCACGAGAUUUUGAUGAAGACUGUCUUACUGUUGUUUUCCAUGCCAUAUUGUCUCCCAAGUUUCCAUUUGAUCCAAAGAAAGAUUCGGUUCACCUGAGAUUUGGUCCCCAAGAGCUUGGCAAUUUUAAAUACAAUUGGGUGGAUGUUAGUGUAUUAAGGUGUGGUCAUAAAGAUUUACUUCGUCUACAUGGAGAGGCAAGAUUACCAGUCCGAUUUUUUGUUCCCCCAUCCCGCUCGUUUUCUUACAAGUACAUUGUGGCCACAUGCGACAAGAAAGACAUUAAUUUUGAGCAUCUGGAAUUUGAAGCAUAUGCCGGUGAAAUAAUUAAUCGUGAGCUUGUGCCAGGAAAGGGCAGCAUCAAGAAAGACGGCAUUUGGCACCAGUAUGACGGAUUCGUAUAUCCGCCCUCUAAGACAAGCUUCAGAGAAUGGCUUUCUAGUUUUUUCAAAAACACUGACGAGUUUGUCAAAGGCAGAGAGUGUGCUGCUGUCGAAUUUCUCCCGAAAUGGAAGGGGUUUGUGGCUGCUGGCAUGGAGCAAGACAAAGUAGAGGACAUUACUUUGAGUCAGGCGCUGGAUCAGAUACUAAUGAACAAAUAUUGCAUGUCAUUGGUUUGCACAAAUUCAGGACAUGGCCGCCGAGAUAGAAGGCCCAAGCUCGACUUUAAUAAGGUGCUUCGUGAAUUCCUCACUAGAAAGAUCCAUUCAAACACCUGCAACACACCAGGCAGUAAAGUAGAGCGUGUGGAUCGCCUUGUGUCCAGCCUUGGUAUUGCUUGUACUGCACGCAGACAUAACGUUAAGUUUGACAAAGCAACACUCUCAAAGCUUGUCCUCUGUCUGAGGGUUCUUCCUGAUGGGCAAGGAGGGUGUGAUUUCGAUGACAUUGAGAAGGAUACACCGAAAGAAAUGUGGGGGGAACUGGUCGAAGCAGUUCUUUACAUAUCGAACUGCGUACAUGAGUUGCUUAUUCAACCAUCUAUGAUUCUUCUAAUGGUUCCCGUCAUCCAUCUGCUGAGAGGGGACUGUACCCCAUUCAAAGAGCUUUCCCCAAGUUUGCUAGAAAGCAAAGAGAAAUGGUGCUUCUCAUCUAAGAUACCGGAGGUUAUUUGGCGGCCCUUCGAUCUCUGUGGUGGUGAAAUCAAGGAGAUGUUUCCCGUGGACCCGCUACUUCGCCGACUGUUUUUGUGCUCAAUUACUAUCAUUGAAGACUUAGCUGUAAUCAGCUCAGACGAGGCAUUCCCUGUUCACGAAGUCUGUAAUGUCCUGGCUGAUUGUCUUAAGCGAUGUCGACACAUAUACAGCAAUAUUCCUCAAAUCCAUGCAAGCUUGGAAAACCUAAGCUCCCGCGUUUCCUCUAUGAAUGACAUAACGGCAGGGGUGACAGCUCGCUCGGCACACCUUCUUCUUGUGGCUGUGUUGGAAAAACAAUCUUUCAAUGUUCCCGCCUCAGGUGAACCUGUUUUGUACUUGACUGCCAUCAAGCUUUUCGCCGCCUGUAUCAAGACAAUGAACAAGACAUCAAAAAGUUCGGAAGGAAAGAAUGGGCACAGGCAACUAAUGGAUGAAGCAGUCAAAGCCAUAAAAGAUACCAUAGAGAAGGAGUAUUACAAAAAGAUUGAACCUUAUUUAGGAAAACAAAAAGUCGAAAUAAAGACUUGGUCCAAACUUAUCGCCGUCGCGUCAAUGGACGAAGAAGACAAGCGCUACUGGGAUGACAGCUUGCUGGCGAUAUUUAUUUCUCGGGUUAAACAGCUUUCUGAUGACAAGAUUAUUGAGCUGUUUGGUGACCAACUACCAGAUGAUGUUACUCCUGUCAUUGUUGGAGCUGUCACUAUCGAGCUCUUUGAGGCAAUUAAGCGCAUUGUUGAGAAAGGAAGGGGUGGAAAAAUGUCGUUCGAGCUAUUGCAAAGAAGUUCUGAAGGUAGACAACGAACUAAGGUGCGAGAACUCCUCUCUCACAUGCUCGAGGAUGCCUGGCGUAAAGCCACCAAUGGAAAGUCCAAAGUCAUCGAGUAUGAUUUUCUGCAUCAUCUAUUCACCUGGAAAUCGUGGGAAGGAUUUCUGGAUUUUUAUGGAGCGGCUGCAAGUAGAGAAAUGUGGUCAGAUGAGGCGUGUAGAAUUAUGGAGAGAGCCAUUUCGAGUAUUGGACGAGUUCAAGAGUGUAUCUUCGAUGGGUCGAUUACUGUGAAGACCCUGAAGUUGGUCCAGCAACACUCAGACGACUUCAUCCACCUUUAUUGCCUUGUGUCUAAAAAUGAUGACAAGCUGCCCUCUGCGAGGUCUGUAAAAGAUAACCUACGACAGCGGACGACAGAACUCGGGAUAUUUGAUGAACUCAGGAAAGAGAUUUCGACCUACAUCAAGCUCUGUUCUUCUGGAAAGGAGAAAGAAACUUUCGAACUGAAGUCUCUAAAAGCAAAAACAUCUGAAGACAUUUUAGAGCGAUCCAUGUCAGACUUGUUUACAUACCCAGAGACGAGCACUACUCCAUCCAAAAACAUAUUCUUGGAAUUCUUUGGCCUAUCACCGAACUUUCUAGAAAUGCUGCCUCUUCUGACGGUUGCCUUUGAGAGCCAAUUGUUCCAAGUUUUCUGGGUUAAACAUUGCAAGAAGGCGACCAAUCAAAAGAGGGAGAAGAACGAAAUGCUAAGUGGGCGCCUGACACUGGAAGAUGUCUAUGGUCAUGUCUGGUCGCCCUCAUACUCAGAGUGGCAGAGUACAGGUCGGGGACUGCUCGAUGGGUCGAGCACUCUUCGACAGAUAGACAAAUUUUUCAGAGAUCAAUUGAAGGCUGAUGAUGUGGAGAGAGAACUUAGAAUUCUCUUCACAAAUGUGACCGGGCGAAGUGAUAAUGAAAAGCUGGUGAGGGAGCGCUUGACACAGAUCAGACAAUACUUCAGUCUGCAGGGUUAUGCUAGGGCGGCUGACACUAUUUGGAGGUUCAAGGACGCUGUGGGCCUAACUGGAGACUUCUCUGUCUUGGACGAUUUGCGCAACCAGACGUCCUCUGAGUUUAAGUCAAAGCGACUGGAGAGUAUCGAUGAUCGCUUGACUAGUGCGACUGGAAGCCUUGAGAAGAUAUCCCCAGAAUAUUCCAGUUGCUUCCAGGCCAUCGCGGACUGUGAGGCAUUGGUCAAGUGGCUGAAAGAGACAAUCAGAGACACAUCCGCGCUGAGCACACUUGUCGAUUUGGCGAUGAUUUCCGCUGGCGAGAAUGACAUGGAAGUAGAUCGUAUUUUCCACUUCCACACCAGCUGCCUCAGCUUUGCGCCCCUAAUCUUCAACCUGAGUGAAGAACGCGGGUUUAAGGAGCUGAUGAUGAUUUGUGAACCUGUUUGGAAAGCUUUCCAGCAAGACAAGGAACUGCCAAACAAACUGAGAGAGACCAACCGACAUCUCGAGUGGUUAAAGGGAGUGAAGAAUUCUCACGGAUCAGUAGAAAUGUCAUCGAUCAUGCUGGCGAAAACCAUAAACCAGGGCGGAGUUUACUCAGUGGGAUUCCUUGACACCGGAGUAGACUUUAACAGGAACCAAGUACCGCUGUCCGAGGGACAGACCACCCUUGAUCAAGUGAUCACUUUGACUGUGCCUGUAGACUAUGUCAGUAGAAAUGCAAGAGAAGAGGACGAAAGCGAGAAAAAGACGAUGUAUCUCAACGACCUGAAAGAUCUGCAGAGCAAGUUGAUGCUUAUAGCUGGCAAAACAGCUCAGCUUCAGAACAAAGAAAUAGAGAGUGCUGAAGAGAUCAACGCUUUUGUAGAGGUAUUCGAAGGCAUCAUGCGCUUAGGCAAAGUCUACAUCGCGCUAUGUGAGGCUGGAAACGCGAGAUUCCUGGGUUGGAGGCAAAACUUCGAUUGCCAUGACAACUACCUAACCGGCCAAUCAAUUCGGAACAAGCUGGAUUGCCUGUGUAAGGAGAUGGAAGAUGAACUAGAGGUAUGGCGUGAGUAUAUGAACAGAAAGCGUACAAAGUACCACGAGUUCAGCCACUUCACGACUCGUCAGAUCUUUAUAAUGAGGGAAAAGAUCGGCGCUGUGAGACGUGAAGGCGAAGGCGCAAAAGGUCUCCCUCUUCACGUGCUAUGUCUCUUGGAAAGUGUUCUUCCGGGGAUCAGCUCAAAGCGCCUUAACGAGGCUUUGAUAGAAUGUUUUGGCAUCAAUGCCGUGAGCAACCUCGGCGUACAUCAACAUGAGUUAAGAAGCAGUGCGCAAGUAAACGCUAGCUUCCGUCAUGCGAGCGUACGCGAACAAUACGCGUCCUUCUUUGAAAAAGUCGAGAGUAUGAGUUUUGAUGACCCAGAAAGAGUCGCAGUUGCAUGCCUAAAAGCAAGUGGUACACUGAAAUGCAAUGAUGUCCUGGAGGUUGACCUUUUGGACUGGUGUUUCAAGCAUGGAGAUGAUGAUGAAAUAAUAGAUAUCUGGACGGACGAGGCAAAGCAGGACCGAGCUUUUGCUGAAUUCUUCGAUGACCAGGAAAUGGAUAAUGGCCAGGAAGCCACAGAAGUCCAGGACAGCGAGCUUGAGGAGCAACCUUGUGAGCAUGAAGAAGAGGAUUUUCAGGAGGACACUAAAGAAGGGCUAUACUUAACACUGGAUGAACUGGGAACCCUGUUGCGCGCCCUUACAAUCCGUUCUGAAAUUACGCCGACGGCUCGACCUUUCCCUGAGUAUCUGAAACGGGACCAGCCAAACCUGUUGUUGGUGCCACAAGCCGAAAUUCUUCCAACAGUACUGACUCUGUAUAUGGGUGAUGGUAACAGCCCUCUCCCAAGUGCCGCUGAAGUACUCGCCUGUACACCGGAUACAACUGCUGAAGAAGUAGAGCUGUUUUGGUGGCGGGCGUUUGGUGACAACCAGGAGCAGAUGUUUUGCCUCCUGAACGCGGAUCUUCUCCCGUAUAACGUCAGCCAGGCGGCUGUCAAAAACCUCAGUCACAUGCUGGAGAAUCUCCACAGAGAGGAUUUGAAACUAGUGAUAAUCUGCAGCACGGAAAAUGAGGAUUGCUCACAUUUGAUCGCUGCGCUGGACGCUCAUCGCAUGAAGGCAGCACCAGGUUGUGCGUCCAGGGCCAGGCUGACUCAGUACUUCACAAAGCAGUUCACUUGUAGAGAAGCACAACACGGGUACUACAAUGACCAGAUGGUAUCCUGGACACCAGCCGCGACCCUUGAUAACGACAACCUAUGCGUUCGAGUUGUGACGUCAGAGCGCGCCGGCGUUGGCAAAUCGCUACUGGUCAGCAGACUCUCGGAAAAACUGGCCAAGCUUGAAAACAACAAGAAAAUGGCAAAGGAGCUCAAGGGACGACAGCAAUUCGUUCUGACCGUACCUCUUCACGGGACGGCGGUUGACACCUCCUCCCUGUUAGAUGCGCUCUGGAAGAGUCCAGUUGCAGGGGAACUGCCAAUUUCAAGGAUUAUUCAUCUCGACGUCUCGCCUUUCGUAGUUGAGGGCUUGGAUACUGUGCUAUUCAACCUGCUGGUGCUAGGAGUAAUGAGUGACAGACAAGGUCGUGUAUGGAGGCGAAGGAAAACCGACCUUUAUGUCAUCGAAGUUACCACCGCCAGCUCUUCCAACAAGCUUCCUGGAAGUCAACCUACCGCCGUGAUGUUCUCUCUACUACCAGCAAUCACGUGCAUUACACCACGUGAAACUCUCAAGAUUCUCAAGUCGGAGUCACCAAACGCAGGCUCAAGUCCUUUGUUUGACGCUAUUGAGCUCUCCAGCGAACCGGUGAAACGUGCUUACCAGUACCUCAACGGUCGGGACAAGAACAUGAACCUGGACCAUUUCAAGUUUAGCGCUACACGCUGUAGUCCUCCCGCGGACUGCCUCGCCCUGCUCAUCAAGUACUGUGGUAUCCUAAACCCCUCGUGGUCGGAGUUGAGGCACUUCGUGGACUUUCUUAGUUGUCAGCUUCAGGAUUGUGAGGGAUCAGUGUACUGUGACCCGGCAAUCGUCGGUGACAGCUGGAUGCAGAACACUCUCAGUGGAUUUAAGACGUUUGUUGUGCAGUUCAUGAUUCACAUGUCUCGGGACUUUGCCACGCCUUCUCUUGAUGACGCUGUCACAUGCACAGUGGGCGCAUCUGGUGCCGAAGAGGAAGACGAGGACAUCAGGCCACUUCAAAUCCGGCGGCGAUGGGAGAACAGCCCGCAUCCGUACAUAUUUUUCAACCAGGACCGCGUCACGAUGACGUUCAUGGGUUUCCACAUUAACAAAGAUGGCGACCUUAUCGAUCCUGACAGACUUACAGUACUUCAGAAUACUCUAAUGUCAAGACAACUGAAGACUGGUCUGGACGCGCAGAAAGUCGACUUUGCACCAAAAUACAAGGCCUGGUCUAAGGAAAUGAAAAUUCGGAAGUUGUGUGACGUCAUGGGCAUCACAUGGAGAGUGGGCAUGCUGGACCCAGACCCCAACUAUGAGCUGACCAUCGAUAACAUGAAGAAGAUAUUAGCUAUUCACAUGCGCUUCAGAUGCGGUAUACCUGUGGUCAUCAUGGGUGAGACUGGUUGUGGGAAGACUCGGUUAAUCCGUUACAUGUGUGCGUUACAAGCUUGCCAUUCCAGCGGAGAGGCCAGACAGAACAUGUUACUGAUGAAGGUUCACGGAGGGACGUCUUACGAGGAUAUCAGCAGGAAGGUUGAACAAGCCGAAAAGAUGGCACGUGAAAACGAGACUUUAGGUGUUGAUACUGUGCUGUUUUUUGACGAGGCCAACACCACGCAUGCGCUUGGGCUGAUCAAGGAGGUGAUGGUGGAUAAGAGAGUGAACGGCCGUCCCGUGGGGGAGGGAAUUCGUCGCCUACACUUUAUAGCGGCGUGCAACCCAUAUCGCAAACACACCGACCAAAUGAUUCACAAACUCGAGUCAGCCGGCCUAGGCUAUCACGUGACCUCUCAAGAAACGAAGGAGAAGCUAGGUAAAAUUCCUCUCCGUCACCUGGUCUAUCGCGUGCACGCACUCCCGGCGAGCAUGCGCCCGCUGGUGUGGGACUUCGGUCAGCUGAAACCGGAAAUUGAGGAAAUGUACAUCCGGCAGAUUGUUAAGCGUUACGUGAGUAGUAAAAUGCUACACGUGAUGGAUUCUUGUACUUUAAGAUUAUCUAAAAUGAAAAAUCUAACCGUACCCAUGAUGUUUUGGGCACAGAUUGUAAGUCACCCCCUGGUGGAUGCGAUCUCCAAGGUGUUGGCGGCAUCACAGCAGUACAUGAGGGACCAGAAGGACGAAUGUAGUUUUGUGAGUCUUCGUGACAUUGAGCGAGCCAUGACCGUGAUGCUUUGGUUCUGUCGGCACCAUCAAGCCUUGCGGCCACAGAGGGAGCCCCAAAAAGAUGAUGAUGAUGAUGAUGAGGAUGACAGCGAUGAUGAUGAUGAUUAUAGUGACCAAUCAGAAUCUGAUUCUGAUUCCGAUGACGAGGAUGAUGAGGACGAGAUGGACUUGAACACGUGGUUGCUGGUCAUGAGUCUUUGUGUGUGUUACCACGCUAAGCUACAGUCACGCAAGCCAUACCGCUGUCACGUGGUGCGGAACUGUUCUGUGCCGCUAAACCUCAAAGGAGAAAGACAGAUGGAUAAAGCAAUUAGAAAGUGCCAGCGUGUCAUGAUCAGGGAACUCUCCCUCGGCCCGAACAUCGCGCGGAACAAAGCGCUGACCGAGAACGUGUUCAUGAUGGUGGUGUGCAUCGACCUGAGGAUUCCUCUCUUCCUGGUAGGGAAGCCAGGAAGCUCGAAAUCCCUGGCCAAGACAGUGGUUGCCGACAACAUGCAAGGGGAAUCAUCCAGGUCAAGUCUAUUCAAGAAUUUCAAGCGAGCUCAUAUGGUCUCCUACCAGUGCAGUCCUCUCUCCACCCCUGACGGGAUCGUCGCCACGUUUCGUCAAUGUCGCCGUCUCCAGGAGAACAAUCCAGGGGGACAGUUUGCCUCCGUAGUGGUUCUAGAUGAGGUUGGGCUGGCGGAAGACUCCCCCCUGAUGCCCCUCAAGACUCUGCACCCCCUGCUUGAAGAUGGUGUGACGUCAUCUGAUGACGUAAUCGACGCUGACGAGACGCCGACGCGCGUGGCGUUUGUCGGUAUUUCCAAUUGGUCGCUAGACCCAGCCAAAAUGAACCGCGGGCUCAUGCUGCUGAGGGGUGAACCGAGCGAGGAGGAACUUGUGGACAGCGCCAGGGGAAUUUGUGCCGAAGACCCGACCGUGCAAAGACUCAUCGCUCCACUGCUUGAAGAUCUGGCUGCCGGAUACUCUAAGCUGUACCGACACCAGAAAGGCUUUAAGUCGCUGCUUGAGUCCAAGAGAGACGAGUUUUUUGGCCUGCGUGACUUUUACAGCCUGGUGAAGAUGAUUUACAAGAUGGCCGAGCAGAGCAGAGCUGAACCAUCCUGGAACGACAUCAAGCAUGCGAUUCUUAGAAACUUUGGCGGCUUGGACGAGAUCGAUGCUGUCAAGAUAUUCCAAGAACAAUUGCGAAAUUCAGUCCUUGAUAUCACGACAGAUGAGGCCUCGCCGGUGAAUCCGAUAGAUUUAAUCAAGGCGAGUCUGGACAGAAGAAAUGCCAUUGGUGAGACACGCUACCUUCUUGUGCUGACUGAGAACUACUCCGCCCUGCCCAUCGUGGAGAGUGAGCUCAAGGACGAGGAGUACGUGGUCAUAUUCGGCAGCAGCUUCCCCAAGGACCAGGAGUACACGCAGAUUUGUCGAAAUAUCAAUCAGAUCAAGGUGUGCAUGGAGACCGGCCGCACCGUGAUCCUCCUAAACCUGGAGAGUCUUUACGAGAGCCUGUACGAUGCACUAAAUCAGUACUACGUGUACUGCGCGGAUCAAAAGUACGUGGACUUGGGACUCGGAAGCCAUCGCGUCAAGUGCAGGGUGGAUGACACGUUCAGGUUGAUUGUCAUCGCCGAGAAAGACGUCGUCUACGAGAAGUUUCCUAUUCCUCUCAUUAACCGACUCGAGAAGCACUAUCUCGUCACAUCUAAAAGUCUGUCUGCGAAACAGACCGCGCUGGCAACCAGACUAAAAGCCUGGGUUGAGGAUUUUGCGACCGUGCAAUACCAGCGCCACGAGCAGAACAAACUGACGUUUAAGGUCGGUGACGUGUUCGUUGGUUUCCAUGACGACACUGUAGCCUCGGUGGUGCUGCAAGUGUGUACGAAGCUUGGCGACGAGGACGCAUGCGCACAGAGCGAAGACGAGGACAACGCGGUGGCAAAUGCCGUCCUUGACAGGUGCAAAUCUGUGCUUCUGCAGUGUGCCACUCCGGACGCCCUGGCCCGGUUGUUCCGGACAAAUCUCCGAAACGAAGCUGAUAAGCUGUGGUUGGAGUACUUUAGCGAGCAACCGCACACAUGUCUGUCCAAACUGCUGGCCCACCUUAUGGCAAGUGGACCGGAUGUGACGUCAUCUAAUGGGAUGCUUGUGCAGGUAUCUACUCAUUCCAGGCUCCUCUCGGAGCACGAUCUCCCCGCCGUCUGUGACGCGGUGCAGCUGAAGAGACGGGAUUUGGAGUACCUCACGCUGCAGCAGUUCCAGACCGAGCAGCAGUUCUCAAAACGAAUCAGGGAGUUCUUUGUUCACCUUGGUAACUAUGAAGGGAUGCUUAUCGUCCAGUGCGACUCUGGCGAUGAGAAUUUUAACCUGAUUGCCUGCGCCCGCCAUGUCGUGAUGGAUCAGCGGUUCAAGCGCACAGAGAUGCUCCAGGAGAAACUAAAGAUCGCCCCUGAUAAGAUCGCUCCUCUUCAUCUUGUGAUCGUUGCUCAGCUGUCACGUGUUUCCGGUGGAUGCAAACACUUUGUUGGGUUCCCGGGAGGCAAGUGGCAGUCCUACCACGUGGACGACCUUCGUCCGCCGACCAAUGAGAUUCCGCCAAUUGAACGUUUGAUUGACACCUGCAUAAGCGACCUUCUGAGGCCUGAUGUCUCUCAACAAGACGACGGAGUUCCAAUGGAGACCGACGAAACAACACAGGCACUCACCGUCACCUCUCCAGAAGAGGCAAAAGCUUCAAACCUUGGGGAACUCCCUAUGGAAACUGAUGAAACAAAAGAACCACUUUCUGUGUCGUCCGUAGAAAUCUCCAUGGAAACUGAUGUAGCCGAAGAAAUAACUGCAACCACAAGUCCACAAGCAGUUGCCAUGGUAACACCUAACAAGACAACCUCACCCCAAAUGCAGACGCCAUCACAACCCAAGUGCGUAAAUUCACAAGCGGUGGCGUUACUUCGCAGAAGUGUGCACGCUGCUGCUGGUCGCCUUGACGACAGUCACGUGAUGUCUAGUCGAGGCACACAUCGAGUUGAAAUUAUGCUUAGACUGCUACCAGACGACUUCGCCGAGUGUUCACCAGAUUCCUUGAUGUUUGCCCGUGCGCUCAAUGAGAAGAUCUACAAGCUGGUUUUAGAGCGCGAGACUAAACGGCAGGCGCACUUUGCGAAGACCUGGAUGCAAAGAGUGGCCCUGUCGGGGACAAAUAUGCACGAGAGGGGCACUUUCCGUAAAGCGCUACAGCACAGGGUCUCUAGCGAGGUGGUCCCUUACCUGUCCAAGGUCCUUGCUUACGCCGACAGAGACUGCAACUUGGAUCUUUUGGUGGACAGUGAAGCGUGGAUCAAAAGACUAUGGCUGGCUAUAUUUGGCAAUGAGCACGUCAGCGAACUGUAUUGUGACGUCUCCACCAUCUCCUAUUCCGGUACCGCGCGUGAGCCCGUCCCAGUCUCCGGACGGGGAGGCCAUCACUUCCGCUGUCGCUUCCCUUUCUCCUGGCUCAUCCGGGACUUUGUGGAAGACCUGGAACGCGGAACCUCGGAUUCAUCAGCUUCUCAAUGGACAAGGUCCGAUACCACAGAGGAGAAGAGGUUACGCAGGUUGAUUGACAGUACAGAGCUCGGUUACGUGAUUGCAGAUUUCAGAAGGGAGGGGAUGGAGAGGAAAGCAAUUGCUCGCUACCUGCACGACUUGGUGCACAUGGUGUAUAGGCCGUCCACAGAUCAACAUGACCAGGAAAUCCAGAUUGUUUGCAAUGCGAUCGAGAAGCAAGCAAGGAUUCGUGAGGCAGAAGCAGAGACUCUGGACCUAGCGACAGUUCAUGUUGCGUACAGACAUAUUCAACGGAGACUGGACAACUUAAGCGAGUUGCUGCACAUACAACCGGGUGUCCUGAGAAAUCUUCAGCGAGCAGAUGAGGGCGCGGAGAUGAUGCUGGAUGCGGUCGCGCUGCAGACGUGCCUGGAAGGCCUCGUGCCUAGUGUCCAGGACCUCCAAGACCAUGACGGUGUUUCUCGCUGGUGCGCCAGGGUAACUUGCCUCAGACAAACUGUGGAAACCAUGACGAGCAAGGAAAACUUUGACAAGACAGACGAGAAAAGUGGAGGCUACGGGGAAAGGACUCAAAACAUCAUUAAACACUGCUGGUCAUUGUGGCAGAGGGCCUCAAUCGUCCGGCUAUUUGUUGAGCACGUGACUAGUCCCGAUGACCACGCCGUCAACUCAGCUAACUUGCAAAAGUUGUGGAAGAUUCUCGGCGAUGAGACAGAUAUGAUGGCAAACGAGGCUCUUGAGGCACUCGAGAGGUUCCUGAAGGAUUGCAGCCAGGAAUUUUGUCAUCGACAUAAUUGGGCUGAAGAGUUGACCUGCCCCAUCUGUUUGCGUGAAUGCCGCGUUCCGUCCUCUACGCCAUGUCAUCACCUCACGUGCCUCGAAUGUGCUCGGAGAUGGUUCAAUGAACAGAGCGGGUGCCCUGUGUGCAGACAGCAUGUCCCGGAUGGCUAUGAACCAGCGGAAGACCAGGAGAGAAUGGAGAUUUUGGCACUCGUCAAGGAAUUUCGUCACUCUUGCAACUCGUUCUUCAUGGAUGUCGUGUCGAUGUUCUGUUUUGGUUAUUCGCCAUGCGGAACACUUCAACAAGGCGCGUUCCAGACGCUGAUGGGUUAUGCAACUAGUGAGCGUUCAACAAAGAGUUUCUCUCCAUUCCCUGAUUACGGCAUCGAUAUCAACCCUGUGGUGCGAUCAUUUUUACUCCAACAACUUCUCAAGUCAAGUGACACAAAGGCGAAGGAGUUAUUGGCAGAGUUCGUCUCCAGUGCCGAAGAGCGAGUCGGUCUGGAGAAUGUGAUGGAGGUGUUUGUGCUAUGCAUCCAGUGUAUCGAGGACGCACGGUACAGUGACUUCGUCCGACGCACCGCAGAGUUCCCUCUUGAGAACAAGAUCGGCUUGACGGAGCGUGCCCUUUGUCAGAUGCCCGUCAAGCCUUUUAGCGAACCAGCACCUGGCCACCCCAAUGUGAACGUCCCUACACUCCAAGCCAUUGCGGUGACCCGAUUCGCGCUGACACAAACAGCGGAGUUCAUCCACCAGCGCCACACAUGUGGGACGCGAGAGUGGGAGACUGCUGGAGUAGUGAACGCCCUAAAUGGUCUGCUUAAAGAGGUCAAGAAGGUCUGCAUGAACGGCGUAUACCAGACCCCGCGCCUGUUUCUACUGAAGCAGCUCGCUAACCGGUUUGGUGUGGACGCCUUGAAGGAGUUAGCGAGUACUGGUGGGCUUGGGUGGAUUCUGCCUCCUCGGGAUACUGCGGCUCCGCGUGAGGCUACACCAGACCGCUUUCUGGUAUAUGGACACAACUACCAGGGUCUUCGAGAAGCUAUAGCACGUGCAGCGGUAUCUAGUGACGUCACUGAAGUCGCUCAGAGCCUGCAGGGCCUGGUUACUCAAGGUGACCCUUUUACCGAAGUCAUGAUGUCGCUAGCAUUACUACAGGCUGUUACCGCUGACCAGCAACGUAUUUCGCCAAAUAGUAUGCAAGUCCUGAAUGAUUUUAUCUUGGCGUCACGACAAAUCCGGGAACAGCCUCGCCGUUUAGCGCUAGAACUGGUCUCAGACGUCACGCAAGAAAGUCACAGUGUCGUCUCCCUGAUGGUUAUGAGUGGAAGUACUCCGCGUGACAGGUCGAUUGCAGAGAUUGUGUUACAUCUCGCAGCCGUGCUUUCAGCUCAUGAUGAACAGACUCUUGCUCACCCAUUGGUCGCCCUAGCACGCAACCCCGACGCAAUGGCGCGUUCAUUUUUACCAACGAUGCCAGAGGACAUCAUCCCUGAAGUGAGAUCCGCAUUUUCGGGAACAGGGCAGUUAUAUGAAUGCCCAAACGGACAUCCCUAUGUUAUCACUGAAUGUGGCAGGCCAACCCAGCAGUUGAAUUGUACGGAGUGCAGAGCUCCAAUUGGGGGUAUUAGUCACAACCUUGUAGCAGGAAACAGGCCGGCUCAAACUGGAGAUCGGACCAACACCGGUCAUUGUAUCGGCGCAGCAACGAAUCGGUCUGUCGCACCAGAGAGAGGCUUGUCAUCUGUCGCGGUGUCUUUUGUCCGCCUUCUGGUUCACGGCUCGAUGCUGAUUGGCUCAUUCCAAGAUGCACAGCACGUGGCUCAGAUGAUUACCCCGUACGUCACACCAAACGCGGUACAGCAAUUCCUCUGGAAUCACGUGGCCAACGACUUGCGCCUUCUCACGCAAAGCAGCGGUCGUAGCGUGGAUGAUGCAAUACUCAGCGUCCAUUUGCUGAUACGUAACAUCGCUACACAUGCGCAGAUGAAUGCAGGUAAUUAUGGAAUGCUGAAGUCCAAGCAAGCCCGCGCUCUGUGGGAACAGCAGUUCAAUCAGGUUGUACUGGCCCCGACCCUCGUGAACGUUAAUGAGUCAAUUCAACAAAGCCUGCAGUUGAUUGCAAACGACACAAGAUUCGGUAUGCAUUUGUCCUUUACAGGGGGCUCGGACCCACUCCUCCGCCAGCUAUACGAGCUUGACGCGGGCGCAGAAGAUCUCACCCAGGGUAUCAACCCAGGAUGCACCGCCCUUUGGCGCCACAGGAAUCCCGUCAGUUUAGAUCACGUGACUCGAGCCUUUAACGAGUCGCAAACAGACCAGUACCCAGUCCUAAAGGCGUUCCUGGAGCAGGAAAGUGUGUUGCGUGCAAUCCGGCUGCUCCCAGAUGUCUUGAGGCUACAAAGGCUGUUAAUGGAAAGGUUUCACCGGACACUGGACCGUGGCCGGACAGAUAAACUCAAACUCAAGGAGUUCUACAAGCAAAUUCGCCCCGGCACUGCCAAAGAGUACCGCAAGCUUGUCCCAAGUUUCCGGUCCGCGUGGAAGAUUUUCAAAGAAAGUGAAAACAUACCAGGCGCAUCCGAAGCCGAGAGGCGACUGUUGGAGACUGAUGUUGGAGACGACUGCCCGGUUGCCCUAUUCCUCCCGUCCAAUAGUGGCCCUGGGACCUGCUCACUUGUGCUAGUCAGAUUCCUGGUGCAUACUCACAACGAGCUACUGCAGCUGUACAAUCGGUCAGCGGACAUCCACAGCAGCGAUGUGCCCCACGUACCGCUGGCCAAAGUGAGAGAGGCUCACUUAGUGUCCUAUAACCCUGACCGGGACCUUUUGCCACUGGUGCUCGGGCAAUGCCGCUACUCGUUCGAGGUUGCACAGGGAGCCCAUGUAACGUACGACUGGGUUGGCAUGGAAAGACAAGUGAUUGACAGGUUUAUACGUGGGAGGGCGCUCAUUGACUUCAAGGAGGAUCGCUACAUCCAAAUGUCGACCGUCAGCGCAGACUCGGUGCUUACGUCACUACGCGACAAAAUACCCCAGGAGUCGUUGUCGCUAGCCAUUCAGCACCAGAUCGCGAGUUCUUAUCGCUCGCUCCAGGACCUCACGGAAGCACUGACGUCCCUCACCAUCGCUAUCACAUUCCUGGGCUCAGGAGGUGGGAAACCAGAUAUGCCGGUCAGCGGAUUCAUGAGAGAUGUCCUAAGCAUGCCCAGUGAUUUAGGACUUCGUAACCGAAAGGCAGAAGAAGUUUGCCAGCUUCAACAUGUGGUUUCCCUGUGGUUUCUUUUGAAUAUCGAGCGUGCCAAGCACCUGAUGGCCAGUGGACAGGACCCGUUUGAACAUCUUCCGAAUAAGUUCAAGGACAAACUAAGGAGCGAUACUGACGAAUUGCGGCUGAAUGAAGAGCUCAGAAAACUGGACGAAGCCAACAUCUACUCUCUGCUCACUACACUGCUAGAGAUCAUCAUCUUACGGCUCGACCAAUCAGACAAGUUCAAUCACGAAUCAAGUCUGCAGGAUGUCAUGCCUUGGAUCCUUGAGGACAGAUCUACACCUGAAAUCAAGAACAUUCCUCAGAACGUACAGCUUAAGCACAUCGUUCACCUCUGGAGAACUGUGGUCAGGCUAAGUGACAGUAACCAUGAACGACGUAGGCGGGGCACCACUUGAUUGACAGUAACCAUGAGAAACAUAGGCAGGGCAUCACUUGGCUAGCACUGGCCAUAACUAAUGUAGGCUAGGCACCACUUUGUUGGCAAUAACCAUAUAUAACGUAGAAAUGGGAUUCUUGGUUGAGAGUCACAAUGAGCGACCCAGGCGGGUCUCCACUUGAUGGGCAAUAACCAUAGGCAACGUAGGAAGGUUACCCUGAAGCAAGGGCGCAGCGCUUGAUGUCCAUAGCCUCAGCUAGAUUUUCAUUUUGGGAAAUCCUCAGUCGUUCGUGUUUGUUGGGAGGAUGACAGAGACUGGAAAAACAAGUUGAAAUUCUUAUUACACCAAUUAUAAAACUUAACCACCCUAUAAUUUUUAAACCAUGCUGCUUGGGAUCCACAAUGUUGAAUAGCGGUUUACAGCCUCUGGGCUGUGUGUUCUAUUGGUGUUUGUUUUAUUUUAGGGCCAUGUUUAUUGCCAACAAUUUGUAUACGAAUUAGGAGCGCAAUUCGUGCAUGUAGAGAUGUAUGAUAGUUUUGAUUAAAAAUGUGCUACUGUUGUCUUACAUGUCAAUAACAACAAAUUUCUGCAUUGGUUUGCAACAAAGACACCAGAGGACCUUAAUCAUAAUACCUGAAAUACAUUAAUGUUCAUUAAAACGAUAAGAAAAGAAAAAAAGGACACAUGUACAAGGGUUUUCUUUUUUUAUAGAUAUAAACGUUAAUAAAUUUCUUUUGCAAUUCCUA